UGCAGGCGUUGCUGCUGGCGGAGCAUGCUGCACCUGCUCCUGCUCCUGCUGGGGGCCGCGGGGAGCCCGCCCGACCCGGACCUGCGGGACCUCUGCAGAUACACGUGGGAAGCGGUUGAUACCGAAAAGAAUAUAAGUUACACAGUGAACCUCUGUGGAAGUGUAAAUAUUGCCCAGUGUGGAUUAUCAAGUGCCGUGUGUGCGUAUGACUCAAUGAGAAAAGUCUAUCGUUCAGUAGGUGACUCGUCUUUGAAGAGUAGAUCUAAAUACCUCCUGGAAUUCAACACAACGGCUCCCUGCGUCCAGCAAGGGGCUUCACAUCUGGUGAUGAGUAGCAUCAGCUUCUUGUGUGGAAAAACAUUGGGGACUCCUGAAUUUGUAACAUCAACAGACUGCGGACAUUACUUUGAAUGGAGGACUUCAGCGGUCUGCAAAAAAGACCUCUCCAAAGCGAAAAAGGAGGUGCCAUGCUAUGUGUUCGAUGAAGAUUUAAGGAAACAUGACUUAAAUCCCUUAAUCAAGCUAUCUGGUGGAUAUUUGGUGGAUGACUCAGAUGCUGAUAUGGAGUUGAUCAUUAACAUUUGCAGAGACAUAGGUGGUUUAAGUGAAGAGACACGCUCUUGUCCCCAGGGGAGUGCCGCCUGCCUGAUUAAAGCGGGUCACAGCUAUGACGUCGGUCGACCGCAAGAAGGACUGAAACUCUUCGGCAGAGACAGACUUGUUCUAAGUUAUUUGAAAGACGAUGAAGAAAGUAAGCCAGAUUUCUGCAACGGCCAUAAUCCAGCAGUGACCAUUACAUUUAUAUGCCCGUCAGGGAGAAUAGAGGGCACAGCUCCCAAGCUCACAGCUAAAUCCAACUGCCGAUAUGAGGUGGAAUGGGUCACUGAAUACGCCUGCCAUAGGGAUUAUUUGGAAAGUAAUUCCUGCUAUCUAAAUAGCAGCCAGCAUGAUAUCUCUAUAGAUCUGAGUCCUCUCACCCAGCUAAAAGAGUCCGGCGAUCCAUACUUUGCUACCGAUGAUAAAGAAUAUCUCUAUUAUCUGAACGUGUGCGGCACCACGGAAGCCCGCGUGUGCAGUGGCAAAGAAGCCGCCGUUUGCCAAGUGAAGAAGGGCAGACAGGAUCAAGUCAAAGUGACUGGGAAAUACCAAAAUCAGACCCUCAGGUACUCUGACGGCGAUCUCACUCUGAUUUAUCCAAACGGAGAGACCUGCAGCUCGGGAUUUCAGCGGAUGACUAUUAUAAACUUCGAAUGCAAUCAAACAGCAGGAAACAAUGGAAAGGGAGCCCCAGUUUUCACUGGGGAAGUGGACUGCACGUACUUCUUCUCCUGGGAGACCAAGUAUGCUUGCGUUAAGGAGAAAGAAGACCUGCUUUGUAGCAUCUCUGAGGGCAAGAAGCAUUAUGAUUUGUCUCCCCUGGUUCGUAACUCAGAACCCGAACAGAACUGGGAAGCUGUUGAUGGAAGCCUGGAGGGAUUUAGGAAGAAGCAGAUUUUCAUUAAUAUCUGCCACAGAGUGCUUCAGGAAGGCGGAGCUGAGGGAUGUGCUGAAGAUGCAGCUGUGUGUUACGUGGAUAAAAAUGUUAAAAAAAAUCUGGGCAAGUUUGUGUCUUCUCCUUCAAAGAGCGGCAACAACAUCCAACUGACGUACGUAGACGGCGAUGACUGUGGGCAAAACAGGAAGACCCAGAGCAUUGUAACACUGAUAUGCAAGCCAGGUGACCUAGAGAGCGCUCCGGUUUUGAUGAGCUCCGGGGACGACUGCUUGUAUGAGUUCGAAUGGCGCACGGCUGCCGCUUGUGUGCUGUCCAAAGCCGAAGGAGACGACUGCAAAGUUUUCGACUCGCAGGCCGGGUUUUCUUUUGAUUUGUCACUUCUGACGAAGAAAACUGGGAGCUACCUAGCUGAAACAGACAAGUACAAGUUUCUCAUCAACGUCUGUGGCCCUGUAUCUGAAAACUCCUGCCCACCGAACUCUGGAGCGUGUCAGAUAGAUAAGAGUUCCAAGAAAGCCUGGAGUCUCGGAGCCAGCAGCUCCAAACUCUCCUAUUAUAAUGGGAUGAUUCAGUUGAGCUACAAGGAUGGGACGCCGUAUAAUAACGACCAACACACCCCGCGGGCCACGCUCAUUACUUUCCUGUGCGAUCGAGAUGCCGGCGCUGGCCGCCCCGAAUACCAGGAAGAAGAUAACUCCACCUACAAUUUCCGGUGGUUCACCAGUUACGCCUGCCCCGAGGAGCCGGUGGAAUGUAUGGUGACUAACCCAAGCACCUUGGAGCAAUAUGAUCUUUCAAGCUUAUCAAAGUCUGAAGCCAGCGGCGGAAGUAACUGGUAUGCGCUGGACAAACCGGAGGAACCUAGUAGGUGGAAAAAGUACUACAUAAACGUUUGUCGGCCUUUGAAUCCCGUCCCGGGCUGUGACCGCAACGCCUCGGCCUGUCAGAUGACGUACACCAAAGAUCACGAUGUGGCCACCGAAGUAGUUUCGAUCAGUAACCUAGGGGUGGCAAAGCAAGGCCCGACAAUCGAGAGCACCGGCACCCUCCUUCUGGAGUAUGGCAACGGUACCGCCUGUACUGAUGCCAGUGGCCGUGCCUCCACUUACACGACAAGAAUCCAUCUCGUCUGUUCCCGGGGGAGCCUGAAUAGCCACCCGGUGUUUGUUCUCAAUCAAGAGUGUGUGGUCUCCUUCGUGUGGGAUACUGAAGCUGCCUGUCCAGUUGCCACAAGCAAAGAUGAAAUUCAAGCCUGCGCUGUGAGAGACCCGAACAGUGGAUUUUUGUUUAAUCUUGACUUGUUGGCUGAUCCCAAAGGAUAUAUGGUUAUUGGCAAUGGAAAGACUUUUGGGUUUAACAUCUGUGGAACACUGUCCGCUUGUGGAACUGUAGAUGGGAAACAAUUUUCAGGCUGCGAAGCAAGCACACAGUCGAAAGAUCUGAAAGACCUGAAGCCAGAUAGAUUAGUUGGUCCCAGUAGAAGUUUGCAGUUAUCCACAGAGGGUCAUAUAACCCUGACCUACAAAGGACCGCUUUUAGACACAAAAGGUGCUUCCGACACAUUCGAGAUACGUUUCACCUGCAACGACGAUCUGUAUCCUGGAACCCCCAAAUUCCUGCGUCAGGAAAUUAAUUCAGCUUUAGGGAUCCACGAUACCUUCUUUGAAUUUGAAACCGCCUUAGCCUGUGUGCCUUCCCCAGUAGACUGCCAAGUCGUUGAUCUUUCCGGGAACGAAUAUGAUUUAAGUGGCUUGAGCAAAACGACGGAUCCUUGGAUUGCUCUGGACACCUCCGCUGAUGCCAGAAGGAGAACUUUCUACUUGAACGUUUGCAAUCCCCUGCCGUAUAUCCCAGGCUGUCACGGCGGUGCAGUAGGAUCUUGUCUGAAAGUGGGGGACCGAGCCCAGAAUCUGGGAGUGGUCCAAAUAAGUCCUCAGGCUGCCGCCGACGGGUCCCUGAGCGUCGUGUACCUGAACGGGGACGUGUGCAGGGGGGAUCAGCGCUUCUCCACCAGAAUUAUCUUCGAGUGCGAUCAGACCCCGGGGUCCCCCGUUUUUCAAAGGCAAGAUGACUGUGAAUUUGUAUUCAUCUGGAGGACGGAAGAAGCAUGUCCUGUUCGCCGAGCAGAAGGUGACAACUGUGCCGUGAAAGAUCCCCGCUACAACUACGUGUACGACCUGAAGCCCCUGGCCGAGAAAGACAUGCUGGUGAAGGCGGGUGAAUACAACUACCAUUUCCGUGUCUGCGGAGGACUUUCGGCAGAGGUGUGCAAUCCAGGACCCCCCCCCUCCAAGCAGGUGUCAUCGUGCCAAGAAAAGACGGGUCUCAAAGACUUUCAGAAGAUCGCAGGAUUGCUCACUCAGAAGCUGACGUUUGAAAAUGGCUUAAUUAAGAUUAACUACACCGGUGGGGAGAAAUGCCACCAGGUGUACGAGCGCUCUACAGCCAUAUUUUUCUACUGUGAUCACAGCACUCAGCAGCCGGUGUUUCUGAAGGAGACUUCAGAAUGCUCCUACUUAUUUGAGUGGGGAACCCAGUACGCCUGUCUGCCUUUUAAGUGGAUGACGUGUUCCUACAAAGACCCAGAAGGGAACUCCUAUGAUCUGUCACCUCUGUCCCGAUACAAGGACAACUGGGAAGCGGUUACGGGCACUGGAGUCACCCAGCGGUUUUUCAUCAACAUCUGCAAGUCUCUGUCUCCCCAGGCUGGCAAAGAAACGUGUCCUUCCGAUGCGGCUGCCUGCCUGGUGGAGGGGUCUAAUCGCGUGAACCUCGGGGAGCUCCUGUCUGGCCCUCAGUGGAGCAGCGACACUGCGGUUCUGAAAUACGUCAACGGAGACCCGUGUCCGGACGGGGUUCGCAGGAAGUCCACGACGAUCCGCUUCAAGUGCAGUGAAAAUCAAGUCGAUUCUAAGCCCAUGUUUAUCAGUGCGGUGGAAGGUUGCGAGUAUACUUUCUCGUGGCAAACGGCAGCCGCCUGCGCUCUGAAAAGCAACGUCCAGGACAACUGUCAAGUCACUAAUCCCGCGACAGGCUACGUCUUUGACCUGAACUCUUUGAAGAGAGAAUCUGGCUACACCAUUUCUGAUAUCAGGAAAGGAUCCAUUCGCUUAGGGGUGUGUGGCGAAGUCAAAGACUGUGGGCCCGGAAUCGGGGCCUGCUUUGAAGGAACUGGAAUCAAAGCUGGAAAGUGGAACCAGAAACUGUCUUACGUGGAUCAGGUCUUACAGCUUGUUUAUGAGGAUGGAGAUCCCUGCCCCGCAAAUUUGCACCUCAAGUACAAAAGUGUUAUUAGUUUUGUGUGCAAAUCUGACGCGGGGCCAACUUCUCAGCCUCUGCUUCUGUCCGUGGACGAACACACUUGCACCCUCUUUUUCUCUUGGCACACGUCAUUGGCCUGUGAGCAAGAGGUAAUGUGUUCGGUGAAGAAUGGAAGCUCCGUUAUCGAUCUCUCUCCUUUGAUCCAUCGAACAGCCGGUUACGAAGCGUACAAUGAAAACGAUGACGUUUCCGACACCACCCCGGAUUUCUAUAUCAAUAUUUGCCAACCUCUCAAUCCGAUCCCGGGCGUGAAAUGCCCUCCUGGCUCUGCCGUCUGCAAGGUUCCUGUCGACGGCGACCCCAUUGAUAUCGGCCGCAUUACUGGCCCACCAACCCUCAACGUGGCUGCUGAUGAAAUUUACAUCACUUUCGACAGCACUACCCCGUGCUCAUCAAACGAAACUGUCAACUAUUCUUCCCUCAUAGUAUUUCACUGUAAGAGAGGACUAGACGUGGGGUCCCCCAAAAUGUUAAGGAGCACCGACUGUGACUUCGUGUUCGAGUGGAGCACCCCGUUCGUGUGCCCGGAUGCAGUGAAAACCACAGGCUGCUCGGUGACGGACGAGCAGCUCCGCUACAGCUUCAAUUUGUCCGGGCUCUCGGGAAAAGUAGCCCAGGUAACUUCUGGAUCCAAUACGUACCACAUCGGGGUGUGUGCGGCGCCAGCCUACAGACCCCAAGGGACCUGCCGAGACGGAGCGGUGUGUUUGGCUUCAGAUCAGCGGGGUUGGUCUUUCGGAAAGCUGAACUCCAUGACGCUGGAUUACAGCCGUCAGGAUGAGACCGUCAUUUUAAGAUACACCGACGGGGAUCCGUGUUCUCCAGAAACCGAAGACGGCGACACCUGUGUCUUCCCUUUCACGUACAACGGAAAGAGCUAUGAGGAAUGCACUGCGGAAGGAAGAACUAAGGCAUGGUGUGCCACUACUCCUAACUACGACAGAGAUCAUAAAUGGGGAUUUUGCCGCCCCUCAACGAGCUCUAGAGCAGCGGCGAUUUUGUUCAGAUGCGACGAAAGCGCCGGCAUCGGGAGCCCCCAAAUCUUCAGCGAGACCCCCGGCUGCGCGGUGACGUUUGAGUGGAAGACCCAAGUUGUCUGCCUGCCGAAGAAGAUGAAAUGCAAGUUCGUUGAAAAGCACAAGACGUACGACCUGAGGAUCCUGUCUUCCCUUACCGGGUCUUGGCUCUUCGCCCAGGAUGGCACCACGUACUAUGUUAAUCUGUGCCAGAGCAUAUACAAAGGACCGGAUGGUUGUCCCGAAAGGGCCAGCAUUUGCAAAAAGAGUUUAAGCGGUCCUGCCGAAGCCUUAGGACUUGUGCACACGCAGAAGCUGGGAGUGACAGGUGACAGAGUUCUGGUAACUUAUUCCAGUGGCCACGCGUGUCCAGCCAGUGGCACGUCAACGGCCACCACGGUCAUUGAGCUGAAAUGCGCAAAUACGGUUGGCAAGCCCGCAUUUCUCAGGUUUGAUGCCUCCAAUUGUACCUAUCACAUCCUGUGGGAAACAAGGGCAGCCUGUGCCGUGAAGCCACAGGAGGUGGAAAUGGUGAACGGGACUAUCCGAAAUCCUACAAAUGGCAAACAUUUCAGCCUGGGAGACGUUUAUUUCAAAUUAUUCAAUGCCUCUGGGGAUAUCAGACCAAAUGGCGACAAGUAUCUUUACGAGAUCCAGCUUUCUUCGAUCUCCAACUCCACAAAUCCAGCUUGCUCUGGGGCCAACAUAUGCCAGGUGAAAACAACUGACCGCUACUUUAGGAAAGUUGGAUCUUCCAAUACAACCAAGUACUACGUUCAGGAUGACGACUUGGAUGUCGUGUUUGCCUCUUCGUCCAAGUGUGGCAAAGAUACAUCGAAAUUCGUCUCCUCUACUAUCUUUUUCCACUGUGACCCAAUGGUGAAAGAAGGCAUUCCCGAAUUUCUUCAUGAAACAGCCGACUGCCAAUACCUCUUUUCUUGGUACACCUCUGCAGUGUGUCCUUUAAGAAACCCUGGCUUUGUCGACCCUGAAGGAGUUCAGCCGGGAGGAGGUGGGCAGGAACACAGGGGCCUUUCUGGGAGAAGCCAAGCCAUUGGAGCUAUCCUGAGUCUUCUCCUCGUGGUUCUCACAGUCUGCCUCCUGAUCCUGUUACUUUACAAGAAAGAAAGAAGGGAAACUGUGAUGCACAAGAUCACCAACUGUUGCAGGAGAGGUUCAAACGUAUCCUACAAAUACACAAAGGUGAACACGGAAGAGACAGAGGAAAAUGAAACGGAGUGGCUUAUGGAAGAAAUCCAGCCGCCGCCUCCAAGGCCAAGCAAGGAAGGGCAAGAAAACGGCCACAUCACCACCAAGUCCGUGACGGCGGACGCCUUCACCUCCCUGCACGUGGACGACCAGGACAGCGAGGACGAAGUGCUGACCGUCCCGGAUGUGAAGGUUCACCCCGGGAAGGGACCUCGGCCGGGCGAGACGGAGAGGCCCACCCGGAACACGCAGCGGAAGGCCCCCCGGCCCCAGGAGGACGACACGGUGGGCUUGCUCAACGGGCAGAAGGAAUGGAGAGGGAAACUUAAGAUAGGACCCCAACGGGCCCAGAACUCUGUCGCCUCAUUUCACGACGACAGCGACGAGGAUCUGUUAAACAUUUAAAAGUCCCGCCCCCGGGGAGGAUUCAUCGGUCGGCGAGAGAGCAUCACCAACCAAAUCCGAAGACUCGUUCGAGGGUUUUGCCUUUAACGAGGACACGUUCAAAAGGGAAAAAGUUGCCUGGGUAGGGUGGGGGUAGAAAGGGAAAGAAUUGAUGCGUAUAUGAAAGUCAUUGUUCCAAUUGGCCAAAUCACGUCGGUAUUCGCUGGGGCCGGGGAUUCCCGACUCCCAAAUCCAGAACUUAAAAAGCACGGGCACCCGAUGCCUGUGAACGCUGUAACCGGCAAAUACACGCGCUCUGACGGUGGGCUUUGAUUUGAGAAAAACUGCUGCCACCGCAGAUCAUUUCAAGUAUUUGACUGCUAGCGUUUUAACCAUCUCCCUCUAUUUAUUGAUUCUGACGAUUACUCAGGUUUGCUGAAAUUCCAGCAGCACGUUCUUCCUGCCGGCAGGGGGGCAUUUGAAAAGGAAAAGGCGGAGAGAUCCGUGCGUUGGGCUGGUUUGGUGUAAAUCUUUGGGAAUUGGCCUCCGAUUGCUCCUUGAGCAAGUGGGAAUCACCCUCCGUUCUGGGUCUCCCCAUCCAACCACCAAACACAAGCAGAAAAGACAUCCCGUACGGCAUGGGACAACAGCGGUCGCUGCUCUUUGCAUGAUAUUCUCGAUAACGGGCAAACAGAGCCAACUUCCUCAUGAGUAUUUCCCAGCCUGCUGAUUAAAUCCAAGCGAUCCGCCCACCAGCUCACCCCAAAGAUUUCUCGCCGAGUUGGAACUCAAGGAGUCACAGCCCAGAGCAGUCACCAGGUCUCCUCCUUCCGUGGAUGCCGGUGAUUUUCUCGGCUUCCCCAGAAUUCCUCUUCUCCUGCCCGAUCUUAAUUUUAAAAGGAAAAAAAAAAUAAAGACUCUUUAAGUCAUCGGAGAUCCACAGAAGCCUUAAUUUGCACAACAUUUAUCUCUACGGGACUGUUUGCAUGAAGAAAAUCCACGGGCCAAAAUCGUUUCGGUCGAUUGACACGUCGACUCAAGGGGCAGAAGCCAGAGUUGUUUCUAAGAGCGGCCAGAAAGGACUAGAAGUAAUGAAGCCCUUCCCAGUAGCUGCCAACUUCUUUCCUCGAGUGUUUCCUGAAUUUCCUUCUGAGAAGCUCAUCUGGCCUCAUCAAACUGUACCUGAAACUCUGGAUUUCAAACCCCAGGAAACUAAAGAGCCUCGGGAUGUACCAUUUGGCUGGCUUGUUCGGUUUCGACUUACUUUAUUUUAUAAGAUUGAUUUCCUCCCUCAUUUUUUUUGAAUCAAAUCUCUGUAAUAUAAAGCCUUCAAGUUUCAAUAAAAGAUAAAUUAUUAA
Messenger RNA from Tachyglossus aculeatus (Australian echidna), 8783 nucleotides. RefSeq names its product insulin like growth factor 2 receptor (gene IGF2R). Gene Ontology annotation, biological process: lysosomal transport. Gene Ontology annotation, cellular component: trans-Golgi network. Lineage: Eukaryota; Metazoa; Chordata; Mammalia; Monotremata; Tachyglossidae. The record is from RefSeq and is a predicted model, not a curated record. Gene Ontology annotation, molecular function: D-mannose binding; signaling receptor activity.